UUUACAGGGGACUCAGCCGCCAUUGUAUCGAGAAGACGAAGGUGUAUAAGUGUCAAAACUGUGACUAGAUCUUCGAAAAUAUGAGUGAACCGAUGGAUCCAGACUUGUUCCCAUGAGUGGGAAUUGUUCCACAAUCACCAGCCUUCGUGUUGAGGGGACACUGUGCUUCCUAACAAUCGUGGAAGGCAAUUACAUCAACAUAUUUUAGUGCCUGUUGUUGACCGAUAUCCAGUGAGCUCUAUCAGACAUGUAAAACAAGUACAGGAAAAUAGGAUGGCUGGAGCCUUUCCAGACUGUUUGAACAUUGCUGAGUGAACUCAACGUGAAUAUUCAUUUUCCACACAUCUUGGCAGACUUACAAACAUGGCUGUAUUACAUACAUCGCUGAAUCGGCAGAAGGUAAUUUGACAGGCGAUCAUGCCUGUAUCGAAACCUCCGCAUUAGCGAGAAACUGUGAGUAUUUGAUUCUUCUCAUUCGCCGAAAAGAAUCGACCAGUUGAAUAAUAUUGUAUUAUUCUUUGUUUAUAAUCUACAUCUGUCUCGGAUAAAGUGUGAUUCCGGAUGAAAUCACGAUGGAGAGGUUAGAUGUGGAAACCCCAACUCGGUUUGUCUUCAGUGUGGCACACACGAGUGACAGAAAGGGACUGACCAUUCAGUACAUCAGGUACAGACUGUUACAUGAUUUAUUUAUUUAACCUUUGUUUACAUUUUGAGUUAUUUUGGUUUGUCUGGAAUUUCACAAUGAACAAAGGUCAGUUUGAACAGACUGUAAAUGGAUCCCUAGACAUGCCCCAAGAUAAAGCACAUGAUGGACCAGGGGAAACCGGAAAGUCAACACGAUCCCCUGUCUUCUUGAAGGGAAAGAGGGGUUCUGGAGACAUGGGUCAGAAAUUCAGUAUUCGUAAGGUAGACAGGCGAGCAAAUGGGAAUAAACAGUCUCCAGAGAGGAUAAGCCAUGAGAGGUCCUCAACAGGAAGUAGAAUUAAAAGAGACAGGAGAUGUAUUUCCGAUGAUAUAACUGGCAAGUCUUUGCAGUCUGAGAAGGCUAUUGGAAAGAAGACAAGCCGAUUUGUUGUCAGCAAUGUGGAACCGAAAGAUGAAAUACUGAAAAAGGAUAGAUCAUCAAGUCUACCAGGAUCAUCUGCAUGUGUUGAGGAAAAGGAAGUGUCUAAUGUUGAUAAUCCCAAAGUGAAAGAAAUAACCGUCAAACAAGAUAGUAAAGCUAGGACUAGGUCGUCAACUGAAAAUUUGAAAGACGGUUCAAAUGAGAAUCUUUCCAACAGAAUUAGAUCAAUGCAAAGAAAGGAUACUAGUGCUCAAAGUCAGGAAAACAAAUCAGAGGAACAUUGUUUGGUGAUCAAACCUGAUAAGUCUUCAACAACUAUUGGGAAGGACGUUGAGAUCAACAGUUCAACACCUGUUCGAUAUCAUCGUUUUAUCAGUGAACCUUCUAAACCAGUGAAAAGAAGUGUUAAAAUUGAUAAUGUAGAAAGUAAUGUUGUCACAGAAGAAUUGCGUUCAGCACUAUCCAGUCGGAGUAAUGUCAUGUAUGUGAAUGUUGCUGAUAGUCAUGGCCCUGAUGCUAGGAUAUCUGAUCAGAGUGUUUCCAUAGAUAGUGAUACAGCUUUGAGGUUACAACUUGAAGCAGAUUCUAAAUUACGUAAAGAAGAAGAAAAGGAAGGUGAAAAAAGGAAAGAUGAGAGUGAGGAAACUCCCUUGUCAUCUUCACCGGGUGGAAGGUUUCUUAAAUUUGAUAUUGAGAUUGGCCGUGGUUCUUUCAAAACAGUGUUCAAAGGAUUGGAUAGCGAAAAUGGAGUAGCAGUGGCGUGGUGUGAACUUCAGGACAAGAAAUGGAACAAGAGUGAGCGCCAGAGAUUCAAAGAGGAAGCCGAAAUGUUGAAAGAACUGCAACAUCCUAACAUUGUGAGAUUUUAUGAUUACUGGGAGAAAACAGAUAGACGAAAUAGAAAAGUUAUCAUCCUGGUAACAGAACUGAUGACUUCGGGAACAUUAAAAACCUACAUUAAGAGAUUCAAGAAGAUCAACAUCAAGGUAUUGAAGAACUGGUGCCGGCAGAUCUUGAAAGGAUUGUACUUUCUGCAUACACGAACCCCCCCUGUGAUACAUAGAGACUUGAAAUGUGACAACAUUUUCAUUACUGGUACAACUGGUUCUGUCAAAAUAGGAGAUCUAGGACUAGCAACUUUGAAGAAUAAAUCAUUUGCCAAAAGUGUAAUCGGUACGCCGGAGUUCAUGGCACCCGAAAUGUAUGAAGAACACUAUGAUGAGGCAGUAGAUGUUUAUGCUUUCGGAAUGUGUAUGCUUGAGAUGGCGACGUCAGAGUACCCAUACAAGGAAUGUUCUAAUGCUGCUCAAAUCUACAGAAAAGUUACCAGUGGUGUACGUCCAGAAGCCUGUGAUAAAGUAGACAAUCCUGAAAUCAGAGAUAUUAUUGAGGGUUGUAUCAAGCAAAAAAGAGAAGAAAGGUACACUGUGAAGGACUUGCUUCAGCAUGGCUUCUUCUUGGAAGACAGUGGUUUGAAGGUGGAGUUGGUCAACCGGGAUGAUGAACUCGCAGACCGUCCAAUCAUUCAGCUCAGACUUCGAGUUGUUGAUCCCAAGAAACGCAAAGACAAACACAAGGAAAAUGAAGCAAUCCAGUUUGAUUUUCAUUUGGAAAAGGAUAAUGCUGAAGAGGUUGCUCAAGACAUGGUAAAAUCUGGAUUUCUUCAAGAGGAAGAUGAACGUAAUGCAACAAAACAAAUCCGUGAAAGAAUUGCUCAAGUGAAGCGUGAGAGAGAGAAGUUGUUGAAUGAAGUUCAGCCUCCUGUGUCUGGUCAAGGAAUGGACACUUCAACUCCCCUACCCACCUCACAGAUCCAGGUAACCGGUGGUCAUCAGCCUGGUCAGCCUCAACCUAAUGUGUCUCAACAGCUAGUCCAGGGGCAGGUUCCCCCAGCUGUCAGUAAGACACAGGUUGGAGGGGGUCUCAGUGCACUACCUGGUGUACAGGGGGCAUGGCAGAUGGGGGUGGACAACAGCAGACACCAGCAGAGGAUGGAGUUCUCAGCUGCUAUUUCGGAGAGUAAAUCUGACGUUAAUUUGCCAAAUUUGCAACAAUCACAACAACUGUCUGGUGGAUCAGCUCCAAAUAUUCCACAGCAGGUUCAAACAAGCAUAUCAGGCAUGGGACAGGAUGAUGGUCAGUCAACAACAUUUCAACAGCAGACAUCACAAACAUCUCUACAAUCCCAGGUGUCGCAGGGAAUGUUAGGCAGUUUGACACCUCAGGAGGUGCAGUCCCCUCAGAAAGGUGUGGCAGGUUCUCGGCACUAUCACCAAGGACCUUACUCUGCUCCCCAGACCCCUGUAAAAACCAGAUUGCAGGCCAAGGCAAGUAACUUGAGCCACUUGGACAUCAAUGCUGCUCAGCAACUUCAACAAGGAGGUACUCAAACUGGCUCAUCUGCACCUCAGUCCUCAACGUCAGGCACAUCCCAGAUCCCCUCCAGCCACUCGACAGGCUGCUUGCAGGAUGAUGCAACACACUCCAACAGAGAAAGAAUAAAAAAUGGGUGUGAGACAGGUUGUGCAAUUGGUAAAUUGUGUGAAAAUGAAGCUCAAGGAUCCAGUACUCAAGACAAGUCAAAGAGGAAGUCCCGUCCCAAACGGCGGAAAACUCUCGAGAAGUUCCCAAGAGCUACCAUUCUCAGUGUGGGUGCUGACAAUGAGGUUGAGUGCAGGCUGGAGCUAUCCAAUAGAAACACUGUCACUUUCACAUUUUCCUUGGAAAAUGAUAAACCUGAGGAGAUUGCUGAAAAUUUGGUUGGUGCUGAGUUGUUGCUGGGCAGCCAGGUGAAUGGUGUGAUAGAUCUCCUCCAGCAGGUGUUUGCUCUGGUCGGCCAGGACCCAUCAGCCUCUGUGUCAAUAUGUGUCAGUGUUGCCAACACACCUACAUCCAGUCCCAGCUCAGUCAGGAGGGUCAGGCAGGUCAUGGAUGGAGACUCAGUUAAGAGGCUCGAGUUUGACCAUGCGGGGACUGAUAGCUCUGGAGUUGCAUCCCAUACAGACUGUGGAGAGAUGCAGGAUUCCACAGUGGUCUUCAGUAAAAGUAGGAAGUUCAUCGUGAGCAGGGUCUGUGAUUCGCACCUUUCGGAGACCAAGAUUACUGAAGAUGAGGGAGAGGAGCAUACAAUAUCUCCAGACAACAUGCCCAACUCCGCUACCCAUGUUGGGGAGCCAGACACAAUCAAUCCUGAGUAUGAGAAAUCAUGGAAGAGCACAACUGCACGAUCUGAUGUGCCAAUCGAUAUAUCUGAUCUUCAUGAAAAACUGACCAAGUUGACAUCCCAAAGAGUAGCAGGACAGGCAAGCAGUCAGGCAGUCACUCCUGGUGAGGUUGGGCCUCAGGGUGGACAAAUGGAAGGUCAAUUAAUGGAUGGACAAGGUAGACCUCAACAACAAUCACCGCAUGUUCAGCAGCCAUCCACUUCUCUCCAGUCUCAGUCACAGACUCAGCAGCAGGUGCAGGCACAAGAUGCACCAUCAGGUGUUUCUUCAGAUAGUAGUCAGACCACUCAAGCUGCACAGAGUCAGGGUGUGCCUAUGAUGAAUCCCUACAUGCAUGGUGCGCAGCAGAUGCUUCAGUACCAGGGCAUGAUGCCCCAUUAUCAGGGCCUCUACUACCCACCCUAUUAUGCAAGUACUGAUCAGAUGCUGCAGAUGCAAAUGCAUCAACAGAUGAUGCAGCAAUACAUCAUGAUGAACCAGUUGCAGCAACAGCCCCAGUCCUCGCAACAGCCCAAUCCCCUGCCUCAAUAUUUGAUUCCUCAAGCAUGGAUGUAUCAAGGUCAAAUGCCCAUGUAUACAACCGCAGCCAUGGGUUCACAACAGUCUCAAGGUGUAGCUCCAGCUCAAGGGCAUGGCCCGGAAACUGGUGUCUUAGGUCAGAUUAUUUCCCCUCCACGAUCACCUGGCCAGUCUCGGAAAGCAAUGUCAGAGGAUGGUUCAUCGGAUGGCUCUAUUCACAGUACAGAUGGUCAGAGUAGAAAGGCUGAUUUAGCCAACCUUGAGCAAGCAUUGAUCAAAAAGUUACAUGGCAAUAGGAAGGAUGUUCAGCAAACUACAGCAUCACAUACAAUGCCUAUAAUGACAAUGUCUGCUCCAGGGGGCCAGAUUGAAGGUGGUAGUGUUCACAUGACUGAUGAAAUGCAACAAACAGACCUAAGUCCUGCUAAUGGUUAUGCAGGAGGAUUUGUAAAUAAUGACGUAUAUAUACAUUCAGAUGGUAAUCAGACCAAUGAGGACUUGUCAUCAACCAAUGAAAUCCAGACAUCUGUGAAAAGGAGGUCACGGUUUACGGUUGAGGCAGUGACAGAGGACAAAAUAGCAGUAGAUCAGACAAGUUCAGAAACUGAUAUUUCUGCGUCCUGUAGUGGUGAAACUCUUGACCAAUCUGACAGGAGUAACUUACCGGAAAAUGUGCCAAAUAUUACUUCCAGAAAGGGACGAUUCUCAGUGACAACUGUGAAAGACAAUGUGACAAUUAGUCCUUCUCAGUCACUGGACGAAGCAGAUGGGCAUUUGGUGGAGGUUAUGACCACUAACACAUCAGAUACUGUAUCUAUUCCAUCUCAGAAUACUAACAAAACUGAUGAAGGAUCACAAGGUGCAGGCAUGCUCAAAGCUACUGGUUCUGUGGUGCCUCAAGAAGGGAAAGAAGCCAAAAAAGAUAUGUAUGUUCUACAUCAUGAUCCAGAGUACAAUAAUAUGAUUUUGAGACAGAAGAAGCAGAUGGAAGAACUGCACCUGAAGCACAAUAAAGAGAUCGAGGAUUUUCUGAAAAAUAAGGGCAUAUCUUUGUCUAGCAUGAUGCCACAUACUGUGGCAUCUCCAAUGAUGAGUCCACUGACUGUGCAUACAAUGUCGCCUGCAUUGCUGUCCAUGGGGUCAGCACGGACAGUAGCUCCAACUGCCACUUCCCAAAAGGUUGAUCAAGGUGGUCAAGGGCAGACAGAAAAGCCAAAAGGUACAUUUGAUGAGGAUCUGUUCAAAAGAUAUGCAGAUUUCAGUCGAUCAAACACACAUUCUACAGCCAAACCUGAAACCAAAAAAUCCCUAAAUGAACUGAAACAGGAACAGGAGUGUCCUUGGGACAACUCUCUGAGUUUACAAGCCUCAUCUAGUGCCCCAGCUGAUAGUUCUGUGCAUCUUAAUCGUGUGCGGAGUGCAGCUAAGCUGCACACAGAGACUUCAGACCUGAAAACGUCUGAUAGAAUGGGUGGUGAAAACCGUGAAGGUUCAAAUGAGAGUAGUCGGAAAUCCAGUGUUGAUCUUUCCUCCGUGCCGACUUCCAUUCCAGAAAUGCUGAGACAACAACCUCACCAUCAGAUGAUGCAUCCAUAUCUUCACCAGGGCUUACCACCUUUUUUCCCCUUUCAAUAUCAAGGCUUUAUUCCAGGUGCCAAUGCUCAGCAAAUAUCUCAGCCAUUUCAGUUGCCAGGCUCGUUCCAAGGAAUGAUGGCAAACCCCCAGACGCAAACAGUUAACUCUUCUGCUGCACAUGGAUCGUUUGCUCCCAUGCAGAAUGCCUUUCCUGUCCAGUCUCAGCAACAGCAACAACAACAGCAGCCACAGCAGCUUCCAACAUCAUCACAGCUGCCUGCACAACAGGCACAGGCACCUCAGUCGUCAGGCAGUUCAUCCAAUACUGCUUUGAACAAUCAGCAACCGAGCAAAGGCUAAUCCACAUGCCAAAUGUCUUUCAUAACAGCAGGUGUGAAGAAUUAACAGUCUCUGGGUAUCCCAGGGAAGUAUCUGAUCUAGCUGUGCACAUCAAUCCAUGAAGUUUUUGAGAGUGAAACAGUAGUAGAUGGAGGUUUAUUACAGCCUGCCAUGUUCCUAAACACAGCAAAGUGCAUUGCUGCUUGAACCCAUUCCCAGUAUUACCGAAUGUCUGUGUAUGCAAAUAGAUGGAUCUAGCCUAGCUGUACUUAAGUCAGGCCUAUAGUAGGCAAAUGGUCGAGACAUUUGGAAACAUGGGCUCCUGACCACUGUAGGACAACAAUCACUCACAUCUAGUCUUCCUAGGAAACCUCUGCAUCCCUACCUUGGUCACUGGUAAUCAGGAGAUAGUCCAAAAGCGUUUGGACAAGAUUUGGGGAAUAUCUAUAAGGAGAGACAUGACUAUAUCUUGGACUAGAAUGGGUUACUUUGUAAUAUAUGUACUGAAUUCUAUAGAGAGUACAGUCCCAACAUUGUGCAUAUUCCAUGGGACCUUUGCUCAUUACUCCUGUUGCUUGAGCCUGCAAGUGGUGUGGCAUUGACACUGUUUGUUAUUCUGUUACAUGACUUUACCUUUUGCAAUAGUUCUGCAAGUUCCAGUUCUCUUAUUAUGAACAACAGUAUUACAGGCUUAAAAAUCAAGAGCACUGCGAUACUGAAUCUUGCUGUAAACUUACCAGUGAUUUUAACUAAUUCCUAUGACAUGAAGAAUGUUAUGCUGAUACACCUUAGCAAGUGGACUACUCACAAUUAUCAUCUGGCAUAUAAUUUUGUCAUCUCUUCCAACUCUACUGCUAAAGAGUUGAUACCUUGACAGUGUUUUGUAGUAUUUAUUAUGGCAGAAUUGAAAAAAAAAGUGCUCAGCAUUGUGUAGUUUGUAGCUGUGCCUUGCAAUCUGUGAUUAAUUUUCCUGUAUGUUGGUCUGAGGUACAUACGCAUGUGCAAGUGAAGUAGCAAAAGAAAAUUUCAUUGAGUCUGUUCACUGGAAACUGAACAAGAAUUUGUGAUUACCUUUCCUGUACAUUGAUCUGAAGUUCAUUCUAGUUGCCAUGUGAAAGCAAAUAUCUUGAUUGAUGUUUUGAAUGCGCUGUUGAUGGGAAUUUUGCUCAUAAGUACUUGUAAUCUAUGCCAGAGCCAAGCUGCAAUACAACUCUUGUUGACAAUUUGCCACUGAUAAUGCUAAGAUAUCUUCAUGCAUCUAUAUUAUAUAUUCUGACAGAAGUUAUGUUUCUUUAUUUGAAGAUGUAUCUAUAAUUAUAUAUGCGGCAGGUCUUUUGUUGUCUUCAUCUAAUAUGAGCAUUUCGGAUCAAAUUAUUUACCAGGGUAGCAUGUGGUUAUUUUUGCCAAAUUUGUGUUAUAUCAGUUUUGAGACCUCAGAUUUUAAGACACAAUCAAUACUUCUUGCUAAAUUCUUAUUUGACAUGAUAUGAUGUAUUGUAUGACUAUAGAAUAAAUUGCUUAUAUUGAUGUAAUAAGAUUGAUGAAUAUUUUUAUGAUAGUAAUGGUUAUUAAUAUGGCAUACUGAGAUUGCAAGUCUAAGAGUGAUUGAUUUUUGUGAAGGAUUACACAUGAUCAUGAUAAUAGUUUCUUGUUAUUUCUUGUUUAUUUUGGAACAUUGCAUAAUACUACUUUGGAUACUCCUUGUAGACAAAAUUCUGGUGAAUGUGAACUCACUAAUUUGUAAUGUUAAUGUAUCUUCAGAAAUAACUUGGAUGAGUCACUAGAUCUAAGAGGAAAAUAUCAAGAAACAAUUAGAUCUGUUAUCAAAGCAUGUGUACAUUCAGCUCCUUAAGUACAUGUAAUAAUUAAUUGUGUUAUGUGAAUGUUCAUGCAGGUCCUGGUAUGAUGGAAAUAGGUCACUUUAAGUGAAUUCAUUCUAAAUUUCUUAUAUUAUCUGGUGAAAUGUUAAUUUUGAAAAAAAAGAAGUUUACUUUAGUGAGUAAGAAAUACCAAUUUUGUUCAGAUUUAUCUUGGUUAGUGAUAAUGUAUGAUUAUUUUUCUGAUCAGUGCAUGUUUCAUAAUACUGUGUUUACUGGCUGGCAAAUUAUAGCCCUUCUAAUUUUAACAAACUCCUAACAGGUUUCCAAAGUGUCAAAUGAGGUUUGCUGUAUCCAAUACACUGGUGACUGUGCAAUGAAGGGAAUUACAAAUGGUAUUGAAAGGCAAGACUACAUACGAAGUUGGUCUGACAUAUUUCCUCCUUAUUUAGUUCCCUAUUUAAUGUGUGUUUCCUUGUUGAUGAUGAGUUUGAUUGCCUCUAAAUGCACCCUAAACCCUGCCUGUCUUGCACUUAAGGUAAUUAACAUUGUGAUAAUCCACAUGCAGAAGAAAGAAGAGAUUGUAAUGUUGGUUGCUGGCCUUUUAAUGUUCUAUUUUUGGAUUUAUCUCAGAAACAAUGCAAAUAAGAAGCUUUUGCAGUAAAAACAAUGAAAUUGUUCCAACAACAUCA
Haliotis rubra (blacklip abalone) is the source of this 9232-nucleotide messenger RNA. RefSeq lists its product as uncharacterized. Gene Ontology annotation, biological process: positive regulation of potassium ion import across plasma membrane; monoatomic ion homeostasis; negative regulation of sodium ion transport. The record is from RefSeq and is a predicted model, not a curated record. Lineage: Eukaryota; Metazoa; Mollusca; Gastropoda; Lepetellida; Haliotidae. Gene Ontology annotation, molecular function: potassium channel inhibitor activity; protein serine/threonine kinase activity; chloride channel inhibitor activity. Gene Ontology annotation, cellular component: cytoplasm.